GAGCACCUACAGAUGCUUUGGCUCUCACAAACACAGUUCCUACUUGUGGUCACUGCCUAGUGAUCUGCUUGAGUUUUCAAUCCCACGGGCCACUAAUGGUGAUACCAGGAGGCAAGUGAAAUAUAAGAGGGCCAGCCCAGCCAUGAACAUGGAGGAAAAACAUAAAUACGGUGACUUGGAGGGCAUUCCGCCUGAGGACUGUAGGAAGGAGGACACACAGGCGUCUGCAGCAGAAGACACACAGGAGGUGACUUACGCCCAUCUAUGCCAAAAGGUCUUGACAGAGAACAUGGAUCCACUUCCCUCCAGUACCGUUCAGGACACAUCUACACAGACCUGUGUGUAUGCCACCCUCACGUUAUCACAACAGGAGAGUCAGAGCUAGGUGUACAGGUGUUUCUUCAGCAGAGGGUGGCUCCACAAAUGAUGCUUCUCAUGUUUUUCAACUCAAGCUGUUAACACAGAGUACCAACAGACUCAAGCAUGGAGAAACUCAACUGUGAAGGAACUCUGGAGCUCGUAAGCAGUGCUCAGCAAACUUCUGAUUCCUUGUGAUUUGCUCACUCACUGGUGUACCUGUUCACUUAGUAAGACAUGGUUUCCAUCAUCUCAUGAAAGAGGCAAGCAGUACAGUUGGGACUCUUGGUGAUUAGUAUCGCAGAACACCUCAACAGUGAGAUCCUUCACCUUGGCUGUCAAGUUGAUGGGUUUUAGAAUCACCUGGGAGACAUACCUAUAAGUGUGUCUUUUAGAACUGUUCCAGAGAUGCUUACCUGAAGUGGAAAGAUGUACUCUGAAUAUAGGUGAUACUGCUUUAAGGGCUAGGGUCUUAGAUUGAAUAGAAAGAAUGUAAGUCACCACUCACUGACUGAUCUCUCUCUGCUCACUGACUAUGGAUGCAGAAUUACCAGCUGUGUCAUGUUCAUGCCACUCACUGUACCUAGAAGCACUUUUGUCCACUGUAUCUUCACAUCCAUGAUGGAUUACACCUUCAAACUAAGACAAAAUAAGCCUUUGGUAAUGAUUGCUCUCAAUUGUCAACUUGAUGAGAUAUAGCUUCCCAGGAGACAGACCUCUUCACAUGCAUGUGAGUGAUUAUUUUGAUUAGGUUAACUGAGGGUGGAUGACCUGCCCACUGCAUUUCCUGGGUUGGGAUUCAGGACUAUAUAAGAAAAGGAAAUAGGGGGCUGGAGAGAUGGCUCAGUGGUUAAGAGCAUUGCCUGCUCUUCCAAAGGUCCUGAGUUCAAUUCCCGGCAACCACAUGGUGGCUCA
Arvicola amphibius (Eurasian water vole) is the source of this 1272-nucleotide messenger RNA. RefSeq names its product leukocyte immunoglobulin-like receptor subfamily B member 2. The transcript is spliced from 5 exons. The record is from RefSeq and is a predicted model, not a curated record. Lineage: Eukaryota; Metazoa; Chordata; Mammalia; Rodentia; Cricetidae. The coding region runs from base 143 to 385 and encodes 80 amino acids.